AUUUCCGCUUUAUGCACGCGUGGUUCGAAGGUAUAAUUUCACCGGCAUUGUGUGCAUCGAGGGGUGUAUUUAUAUAUUUCAAACUGCUAUCAACGAAUAUUGACACACAGGAUGGCGUAUAAGGGACAAAAAGUGCAGAAGGUUAUGGUACAACCCAUUAACCUGAUUUUCAGAUAUCUUCAGAAUCGCUCUAAAAUUCAAGUUUGGUUAUACGAGCAAACGAACAUGAGGAUAGAAGGGUGUAUUGUGGGUUUUGAUGAAUACAUGAACCUGGUGUUAGACGAAGGAGAAGAAGUCCACUUAAAAACAAAGACAAGGAAGUCCUUGGGUCGAAUUUUGUUAAAGGGAGAUAACAUAACUCUGAUACAGCAAGUCCAGGAGCCAGCCACCUGAGAUUUGAACUCUUACCCAGUGAACAUUAUCUCUCAUCUUAUUUCUCUCUCAUUUGUGUCUGUGUAAAUAAACCACCCUUCAGAUCAUAUAUCAUUCACCAGCCAAGGUUUGCUGAACGAUGCCUCAACAAUGACAGCAUGGGAGAAAGGCUGUAUGUAUUAGGGGGAGAUAACCCAGUGUUUUACAUUUCACCCAAGGUACCUCACCAACAACAUAUGUACUUCUCAACUCUGAAGUAGUUUUGUUUUACAUUGAUGUAUGUGUGCAGUUAACACAUUUUUUCCCUAAUGCUUAAUACAAACAUGCAAGUAGUUUUCAGUAUGUAAUUGUUGUGGAUAGAAAUCUUUAAAUGUGUCGAGUAUGAAAAAGUAUAUAUCUUGAAUGAAACAGUCAUUUUGAUGUCACAAAACAAAUACAUUUGUAAUUCCUCUAA
Liolophura sinensis is the source of this 826-nucleotide messenger RNA. RefSeq names its product small nuclear ribonucleoprotein E-like. The transcript is spliced from 5 exons. Lineage: Eukaryota; Metazoa; Mollusca; Polyplacophora; Chitonida; Chitonidae. The coding region runs from base 112 to 393 and encodes 93 amino acids. Gene Ontology annotation, molecular function: RNA binding. Gene Ontology annotation, biological process: mRNA splicing, via spliceosome. Gene Ontology annotation, cellular component: spliceosomal complex. The record is from RefSeq and is a predicted model, not a curated record.